GUCGCCCCUCCCCUACGGUCACUCCCUAAUCACCAAGUUAAAUAUUGCCCACUAUUUCUGCCAACUUCCCAUAUUUCUACUGCAGCAGACUAUGAGUUUCUGAAACGAAUCCCGUAGGUCGAUAUUAUCCACACCCAGUCAUGACCUCACGCAAGCGAAGUGGCAGCGGCUCCACCAAGAGGCCCAAGGAGAAGGUGGUCUACAUCUACGAGCUGCUGUGCCGUGGCGAGGAUCCCAGCAGCGAGAGCCCCGAGUUCUGGAACGAGUUCUUCCUGCUGCAGCCGAACUUCGAGGCACUGGAGAUUGAGAUCGGAAAACUCAACAAUGAGCAGCUGCAGCUGGUCAAACCGAAUCUGAACACCCUCUUCCAGAGGUGCAUCGAAAUGCUGGACACGGAAGACCAUCCCAAGCGUCUGUGCAACAGCCUGCAGACGCUGUGCUCCCUGUUCUACGGCAUUUUCAAAAAGUCCAACUCAGAUCCCACGUGCAACAUCCUCAACGAGAUCUUCGGCCACGAGAAGAUGGACGAGUGGCUGAAACUGCUGAUGCAGUACUGCAACCGCAUCCUGCUCGGCGAUGUGCCCGAGAAUGCCCGCUUCAUGUGCCUCAAGCUGCUUCAGGUCCUGGUCACGGGCACCGACAAUGUCAACCAGAACGCCCUCUUCGAGCACCUGAUGAUGCACAGCAUGUUCGACGCCUUUGUCCGUCUGCUAAGCGACCCUACGUUCCGCACCCAGCACGGACACGAUAUCGUCAUCCUGCUCACAAUCCUGGUCAACUAUCGCAAGCACGAGGCCACCAAUCCCUACGUGGUGCAGCUCUCCAUACUCGCCGAUGAACUGGCCCUGAACGGCUACGGCCAAAUGAUAUCGCAGUCGUUGAUUGACUUCUGUCGCCAGUACAUCCAGAGCCUCAACAAUGUGCAAUCCUCCUCCUGGUUCUCAUCGCUGUCCAAUAUUGUGGGCAACAUGUUUGUCUCGGAUGAGGGAUGCGAACGGGUCCAGCAGAUCAAGGCCAACAAUGGCCUGCUCCUAGCCCUCUACGAGGCAGUGCACUUAAAUAGGAACUUCAUCACAACUCUGGCCCACACUCAGGCGGAGUCCAGUGCCCCGCCCUCGCCCAGUAACACGUUGAGUCUGGCCCAGCCCGUACCGGAUUUAUCCAAUGCACCCAUCAUCGACAUUACCCAGUAUCCCACCAAUCUGCUGGUGGCCGUCUUUCAAUACUGCUCCAUCGUGAUGCAGGACAAUAAGAACGAGUCGAGCAUUGCUAAUCUAAAGCUGUGCUUCCUCAUCCUCACUUGCAUUUCGGAGGAUCAGUACGCCAACUCGAUGAUGCACGACAGCAAUCUGACCUUCAAGGUUAUGCUGCAUCGGGCGCAGAUGCGUCAUCGCAAGCUGAAUGUAGAUCGGGUGGGCAAAUCCCAGCCAUUGGCUGCCACUCUACUAGAUCUGCUGGUGGAGUUUAUAGUUUCCCACUUGAUGAAGAAGUUCCCCAUGGAAUUGUAUUUGCUCUGCAUUGGCGUUAUCCAUCGAAUCCUGUGCUAUCAGAAGAGGUGUCGGGUGCGGCUUAACUAUCCUUGGAAGGAACUCUGGUCUGCGCUGAUUGGCUUGCUGCGAUUCCUGGUCAACCAGGAACAGACUCUGGUCAAAAAGUGCAACAUAUUCCAUUUGUCACUGCAGGUGGUGAACAUAUUUAAUCUGUUUAUCACGUACGGCGAUACUUUCCUGGCCACCACAAACAGCUAUGACGAGCUCUACUAUGAACUGAACCGCGAGGAGAAGGUCUUUACGGAAAUACAUGCUAUGGUUCUUCGCUAUACAACGAUGGGGGAGUGCGAGUACAAAGACGACGUAAUCAAACUAUUGAACGCCUUGGUUAACAUCCUGGCCAUUGUGAAGCACUUCCAGAACAAGAUCAAGGAAUGGCUGGCGGAACAAGGCCUCUCUACGCCCACGGAGGAGCAAAUACUCGAUGUGGUGCGCAAGAACUACGACCUCACGCUGAAACUGCAGGAUUCCCUGGACCAGUACGAACGCUAUGCGGAAGCGCCGCUGCACACCAAUUUCUUCAAGCUGAUGGUGCGCGAUGUGGUCAACGAUACUCGCAAGCACAUCUACGGAUAUGUGAAGGAGGCCGUAUCCGUUAUUCCCGACCAGGAGAUACUCCUCACCACCUCUAUGACCUCCGCAUCGGCGGGAAUUCCGAAUGCUGCACCAGCAGCCGCAGUGCCAGAAGCAAAAGCCACGCCUGCCACGUAGGAAUUUGACCUCGACAGACUAUCAGACUGUUUAAUUGUUUCUUUUGCUUAGUUUUGUAAUUAUAUUUUAAAUAAUCAAAUCUCUAGAAGCGUAAACUCGAUGUAAUCUGUAAGAUUUAAAGUGCUUUGCGAGUCUAUGUUAGCUUUCGUUGUGAAGCAGUGCACUUAAAGCAAAUACAUAUAUUCAGUGCAAGUUUUUUACGUACGUAUACAAAAUA
Drosophila biarmipes is the source of this 2478-nucleotide messenger RNA. Its product is annotated as armadillo-like helical domain-containing protein 3. Lineage: Eukaryota; Metazoa; Arthropoda; Insecta; Diptera; Drosophilidae. Gene Ontology annotation, cellular component: cytosol. The transcript has 5 exons. Gene Ontology annotation, biological process: regulation of Golgi organization. Bases 141 to 2261 code for a protein of 706 amino acids. The record is from RefSeq and is a predicted model, not a curated record.